AUGGGCAUCGGGCAAAGCGUGGAUGAUGCGUACUUUCAGCAGAAGGUGAAGCUUGGACAGGGUGGUUUUGGCACAGUGUGGCGGGCCGUCGACAAGAAGACCAACCACUUCGUGGCUGUGAAGCAGAUCGACAAGCUUCAGUCAUACUGGCAGGGGGCAAAACGCUCGGAAAUCCAACUGGAGAUUGAUAUACUCAGAGCCUGUGAUCAUGAAAAUGUCACCAAGUUGUAUACAUAUUUCGAGGACAGUCAGAAUAUCUCGAUUGUUCUGGAGUACUGUGAUGGAGGCGACCUAGAUGACAAGCUCAAGGAGCAAGGAUGGCAGCUUCGCGAGGUGGAAGCCGGCGCCUGGACGCGGCAGAUCUGUGCCGCGAUCGCCCAUCUGCACGCAAGAGGCAUCUGCCACCGUGAUAUCAAGCCUGGAAACUUCAUGUUUUCGUCUGGCCUCUUGAAGCUUUCUGACUUCGGCUUUGCCACUUUCCUCCGGGCGGAUGAAACGAGCAAAGAGGAUGUCGGCACACCAGCCUACAUGGCGCCAGAGCAGCACCUCCUGAAGAAGGGGAGCAAAGGUUAUGGACAUCCGGUGGACGUCUGGGCUGCGGGCUGUACACUGCACAUGCUCGUCUCCGGCGGCCGCCAUCCCUUCAUCAAGACAAAAGGGAACUCGAAGCAAGUCCUGGACAUGGAGAAGCUCUAUGCCGGCACCUUGGACUUCGGCGCCUCAAUGUUGGGCGGGCUCAUGGGAGGCGCCUUCCAAGCAGCGGCGCCGGAAGCGCGAAGCCUGUGUCAGCGGAUGGUCUGCCCUGACAUCGAGAAGCGGCUUUCCGCUGACGACGUGCUGCAGGACAGUUGGCUAAGUCGCACAUCACAGGAAGCGAUUCUGAAUGCACCGAGCCUGACGGAGCAAGGCUAUGCGCAGCAUUUCCGACAGCUUCAGCAACAGCUGGCCAUUGCUGAAAGACAACUCAAGGAAGCGGAAGAGCGGGAGCUGACUCUGAAGAGCAGAUUGCAAAGCCAAGAUGAUUCAGCCGUGAUGGUUGUCAGCAUUCCUCUAACACUUCCUGAGUGCAUGAAGCGAUGUUAUUCCUGUGACAUUAUCGACUUGAAGAGUCGACGUGUUGCGGGCAAAGGCCGUCGACAUGGCAGGCAUUGCUUGCAAUUCUACAUUGCCUGCCGAAGCCCAUUUUUGUGGUCCAAAACUUCUUUCCUGGUGAGCGCCUGCGUGUCCGUUCGGAGAACCGACGCAAGGGCAAUGAUGCAAGUUUUCAGGUCGAGGAGCGUGAAUCUGUGCCGCUUAGCCACUUCGAGAUGCUUCUCUCUGUCUACCGGCCCUGCUACCGGCCCGCUUUCAGGAAUACGAAUUUUGGACCUGUCCCGCAUCCUGGCAGGACCAUCGGCAACAAUGCUGAUGGCCGACAUGGGAGCAGAGGUUAUCAAGGUGGAAGCACCCAAGUCCGGUGAUGACACCAGACGUUAUGCGCCGCCCUUUCUGCAGAAGGGCCCCGGCGAGGACUCAGAUGUGGCAGCAUACUUCUCGAGCUGCAACAGGAACAAGUACAGUGUAGCUGUCGACUUCAAGACCAAAGAAGGCCAAGAUGUCGUGAAACACCUGCUGCAAAGUGCUGAUAUCGUCAUCGAGAACUUCAAAGCCGGUGGCUUGGCAAAGUAUGGUUUGGGAUACGACCAGCUGAAGGAUGACUUCCCUCAGCUGAUCUAUUGCAGCAUUACUGGCUUUGGCCACAGUGGACCUUACAGCAAGAGACCUGCUUAUGACAUGCUGAUCCAGGCGAUGGGCGGCUCCAUGAGUCUGACCGGAGAACCCGACGGUGCGCCGAUGAAGACUGGGCUGUCUCUUUUCGACUUAACGGCAGGGCUGCAUGGUGUCAUUGGGAUUCUGGCAGCCUUGCACAACAAGCACGUGACCGGAUUGGGUCAGCACGUGGACAUCUCAAUGCUUGAUGUGGCAGUGGCGCUCCUUGCGAAUCAGGGAAUGAACUACUUGGCCAAGAAGCAGCGGCAGAAGCGCGUGGGCAACAACCACCCGAACGUGGUGCCAUACCAGGUCAUGCCAGCCAAGGAUGGCUAUUUCAUCCUGACGGCAUCCAACAACGAUCAGUUCGAGCGCUUCUGCAAGGUGGCUGGUCGAGAGGAACUCAUGAAGGACGAGAGGUUCAACACCAUGAAGGCCCGCGUCGUUCACAGGGAUGUUGUCACGCCGACUCUGAACGAGAUCACUUCGCAGCACGAGAAGCUUUGGUGGCUGGAGAAGUUGGAGAAGGAGAUGGUCGGCUGUGCUCCCAUCCUUCACCUUGAUGAAGUUUUCGCCGACCCUCAUGUUCAGUCGCGAGACAUGGAAAUUCAGAUGAACCUCCCUGGCUUCAGUGAUUCGGUCUCGCUCAUCGGCUCGCCGAUGAAGUUCUCCCGCACCAAGGUGGACUACCGCCUUCCUCCCCCACGUGUUGGUGAGCACACAGAACAGGUUCUGCUUGACUCAGGCAUGUCCAUGGACAGGAUUGAAGAUUUGCAUGAGAUCGGUGCCAUCGACAAUGCCAAGUUUGAUGUUCCGGGUGUCGUCCGGCCCCUUGCGAAGAAGAAGCGCAGGGUUGUGGAGGUCAGUGACAGUCACCCUGCCUACCAGUUCACAGGAAGCACGUGGGGCCACAUCAGUUCGGUGUCAGACCCCAGUGUGUUGCCAAAGUCGGAAAGCGUCGAAGAUGAAGAUCUCACCGAAUUAGACACCUUUGGCGGCGUGCUUCGAAGCAGCAUCGAUGAUCCGGUGCAAGCAUUCCUCAAGGUGCGAGGGAGCGCUGAGGAUCCGGACCUCAUGCCGCCCCGGCCCCAGCGAUACACCAAGAAGCAACUGCUGCGGGGAGAUUCUUUCCAGACCUUGCCAGUUCUGGUGGGUGACUAUCGCCAGCUGCGCCCAGUCGUGAAGAAUCGUGAUGCCGGCAGUUUGGGCUA
Messenger RNA from Symbiodinium necroappetens, 2960 nucleotides. Lineage: Eukaryota; Dinophyceae; Suessiales; Symbiodiniaceae. The record is from the annotation of a GenBank genome assembly.